This is a messenger RNA of Pteronotus mesoamericanus, 693 nucleotides long. RefSeq names its product spermatogenesis associated 25 (gene SPATA25). Gene Ontology annotation, biological process: spermatogenesis. The coding region runs from base 1 to 693 and encodes 230 amino acids. The transcript has 2 exons. NCBI's taxonomy places the organism in Eukaryota, Metazoa, Chordata, Mammalia, Chiroptera, Mormoopidae. The record is from RefSeq and is a predicted model, not a curated record.
AUGUCCUAUUUCAUGUCUCUGCAAACUCAUCCAGGCCUUCUGCCUUCCGGCCAAGGUGAGACUGCUUCUCCAGGCUCAGCUCUUGGCCCCUAUAGUCCUGUAGAGCCAGCGGUGGUGGGCUCUGGUGGACGAGGGCCCCUGAACCAGAACGCUGAGCAGGUGCUCCCUGCUGCCCAGGCCUGGGGCCCAGCGCUGCCAGUGCCAGAAGCCAGGGGCUGUCUUAGGGGGCCUAGCUGGGAGACACUGCGGCAGAAGGAGUACGGCCAGUACUGCCCCCGGUUCCCAAGGUUCCACGCGAAGCAGCCGGAGAGCUUGGGCUGGGAGGAUGGCUGCUCCAGAAGCAGAGCUCCCCACCUGGCUGGAUCCGGCAGGCCUGGGUCCCUGCUGCUGCGUGGGCUGUCACCAGGGGUUGUGCCAGUGCCCGCCGAGGCAGGGGGGAAGGAGGCCGGCUCCCAGCCUGACAUCUGCAUCCUUACCCUGGCCAUGAUGAUCGCUGGCAUCCCCACCGUGCCCGUGCCGGGCCUGCGGGAAGAGGACCUGAUCCGGGCGGCUCAGGCUUUCAUGAUGGCCCACCCAGAGCCAGAGGGGGCUGUGGAGGGGGUGCAGUGGGGGCAGGCGCAUGCCCAUGUCGCCUCUGGGCAGAUGCCCCCAGGGAGAUCCAGGAGGGGCCAGCCUCCUGGCUCCUGCUUGUAG